CGUCCUCAACGUCGAUGAUAGUGGUCGCUACAUCCACUUCGACCACAGUCAAAACGUCUACCUCGUCUCCUUUCAGCCAAACUUUCAGUGUUACACCUUUCCUUACCAUAUCAUCUACCUCCACCACAUUCUCGACCCUUCAACUAUCGUCCACCCAAGGCCAGCAUGGGUUAGCCUCCGCAGCACCUAUUCAAUCAUCUGCGACAUCCACGCCAAGUUCGGCCGCUGAUGGCAUAUCAGACACUUCAAAUGACAGUACGGGCUUCUUCAUCGGUAUCGGUGUAGCAAUCGGAGGUGAGAUCCAUUCAUUGGAACUUUUAGUCUCUGACCGACAUUCUCCUCACAUGUUCAUCCUCUCUAACACCCUCCAGCAAGCGCAGCAAUAAUCCUCUCAGCCCUCUACUUCCUCUACAGACACCGCCGUACCCGCAAUCGCUCCAUCUCCAGCACCAC
Mollisia scopiformis is the source of this 453-nucleotide messenger RNA. RefSeq lists its product as uncharacterized. NCBI's taxonomy places the organism in Eukaryota, Fungi, Ascomycota, Leotiomycetes, Helotiales, Mollisiaceae. Bases 15 to 386 code for a protein of 123 amino acids. The transcript has 2 exons. The record is from RefSeq and is a predicted model, not a curated record.